Molecule: messenger RNA, 1190 nt
Organism: Desarmillaria tabescens
Lineage: Eukaryota; Fungi; Basidiomycota; Agaricomycetes; Agaricales; Physalacriaceae
Exons: 3
Coding region: 184-1053 (289 amino acids)
Source: RefSeq, a predicted model, not a curated record
CCGCGUCAUACGCGUCAUUCGUUCCCCUCCACUCGUCCUGGGCACUCAUAGACCUGUAUUUUUGUUUCUACUCCAUGACUGAUGACCUCCACCGCCCAGAGUAGACGACUCGAAAAGCUAUAAGAGAGGGAUUAAACCAGCAGCGGCGGUGUCAUUCCUGUCGUCCUUCCCCGUAAUGAUAUUAUGACCAGCGAGGGUCCUACACUCCUCCCUGACUCUGUCGUCUGCCUUACCCCUCCCCCCGUUCCCUAUCCUCGCGAUGAAUCGGAUGACGGUGCGGUUAUUAUGGGCAGGCAGGCUCUUCCAGCUCUUCCCGCCCCUCCUGCCAUUCUGGCUAUUCCGGCUAUUCCAGUGCUUCCAGGCAGACAGGCUCUUCCAGCUCCUCCCGCUCCUCCCGCCCCACCCGCUCCUCCGGCCGUUCCAGCUCUUCCUGCCCUUACAGGCAGGCAGGUGAUUCCGGCUCUCCCGGCUCCUCCUGCCCCGCCAGCUCCUCCCGCUCCUCCGGCGAUUCCAGCUAUUCCAGCGCUUACAGGAAGGCAAGCUCUACCCGCCCUUCCAGCUCUACCCGCUCCUCCUGCCCUCCCAGCUCUUCCCGCCCUUCCUCGUGAUGAAUCAAACGUUAUUAGCAGGCAGGUCACAAUCUCCCCAGUCCUCCCCACCCUUCCGACCGGCGACGAAGCAAGUGUUAUUGAAGGCAGACAGGUUGUUACGGGCUCUCCCACCAUCUCCCCAGUCCUUCCCGCUCUUCCCGCUCUUCCUCGUGAUGAAUCAAAUGUUAUUAGCAGGCAGAUUACGAUCUCCCCAGUCCCUCCCAUCCUUCUGACCGGCGACGAAGCAAGUGUUAUUGAAGGCAGACAGGUUGUUACGGGCUCUCCCACCAUCUCUCCAGUCCUUCCCGCUCUUCCCCGUGCUAUGAUUAUGGGCAGACAGGUUGUCACGAUCUCCCCAGUCCUCUCCGCAGUCCUUCCUCGUGAUGAUGGUGCCAUUAUUGCGGGCAGGCAGGUCAUUACGGGCUCCCCAGUUAUCUCCCCAGUCCUUCCUCGUGGACAGUGAUUCCGCUGUGCCACGGCCUCUAAGGGAGCAGGCAAUUUCUCGUGAAUGAGAGCGUCUUGGUGAUCUUGUAAAAUGUAUUCGUUCCUUAGAUAAAUAGUUCGAGAAAACAAUAUUGCUAGGUAGUAGCAAAUGUACCA